AUGCGGUUCUCGACGGUUCUUCUGGGCUUCGUUGCUUCUGUCAACGCCCUCUCGGGCAUCACUCCUGAUAGCUUCCAGUUUAGGACAAAGCAGCCGUCCACGCUUACGGUCUUUAAACAUGCCGCCACAGACUCGGAGCUCGAAUAUGUUUCCAAUUCGGGAAUCUGCGAGACGACGCCUGGUGUAGACCAACACUCGGGAUACCUCUCGGUUGGUAAGAAUCAUAGCAUGUGGUUUUGGUUCUUCGAGGCUCGCAACGAUCCCAACAAUGCGCCUCUUGUCCUCUGGCUCAACGGCGGCCCCGGAUGUUCUUCCAUGGUCGGCCUCUUCCAGGACCACGGCCCCUGCCACUUUGUCAACAACCAGACAGAGCCAUCGCUAAACCCUCAUUCAUGGAACGAGUACGCCAACAUGCUAUACAUCGACCAGCCUAUCGGCACCGGCUUUAGCGUUGGGGAUCUGGAUGUUAACUCAACCAUCACCGCGGCCCCUUACAUCUGGAAGUUUAUGCAGGUCUUCCUAGACAGGUUCCCCAAAUAUCAGUCCCGGGAGUUUGGAUUGUUUUCUCAAUCCUACGGCGGUCAUUAUGGCCCCGAGUUUGCAGAUUACUUUCUCAAGCAAAACGACGCUAUCGACGCCGGCACUGUCGAGGGCCAUAAGCUCGACAUGGUGGCGCUGGGCAUCAACAACGGCUGGAUCGACCCCAAGAUGCAGUUCAAGUCGUACGCCACGUACGCACACAGGAACAAGUACAAGCAGAUCCUCAACGACGAGCUCAUAGGCCGCUUCCUGGAUGCUUACGACGACUACUGUCUUCCCGCGUACGAGAACUGCACCAAGGCCGAGGGACAGGAUGAGGGAUGCGCGAGGGCGGAUUAUGUCUGCAAUGAGCAGAUGUAUGUCAACCUCAACAUUGCGAGCAGGGUUGACUUUAAUGUCUAUGAUGUUCGUAUUGGGAGGGAUGAUGUUGAUCCACCAGAGACGUUUGUUGACUACAUCACGAGGGCGGACGUCAUGGAGGCUAUUGGCGCGAGGACGCGGUUUGCAGAGUGCAGUGACGAAGUGUACGCAAACAUGGAGACUACAGGAGAUGGUGCACGCUCGUUUCUCGGGCCGCUAGCAGAUGUUGUGAAGCGUGGCAUCAACACUCUUAUCUGGGCCGGUGACACAGAUUGGAUCUGUAACUGGGAGGGUAACCUCUGGGCAGCAGACGCCCUCGAGUGGCCCGGCCAGGCCAAGUUUGCAGCGACGGCGCUGCGUAAUUACACCGUCAAUGGCAAGGUUCACGGGAGAUACAAGGUCGUUGAUAACCUGGCUUUCCUAAAAGUGUUUGAAGCUGGCCACUCGGUGCCUUAUUAUCGUGAGUUCAUGUUAUUGGAUCUGAUGAGUUGUGGUGGACUAACUUGA
This is a messenger RNA of Fusarium vanettenii 77-13-4, 1407 nucleotides long. RefSeq lists its product as uncharacterized. Gene Ontology annotation, molecular function: serine-type carboxypeptidase activity. Gene Ontology annotation, cellular component: fungal-type vacuole. The coding region runs from base 1 to 1407 and encodes 468 amino acids. The transcript has 4 exons. Lineage: Eukaryota; Fungi; Ascomycota; Sordariomycetes; Hypocreales; Nectriaceae. Gene Ontology annotation, biological process: proteolysis. The record is from RefSeq and is a predicted model, not a curated record.